AUGGAUCGCUACACGAAUAUGGACUAUUCGAAGAAGGAGUUGGAUGCAGAGGCCAUGGACCAGCUGGUAACUUUGUCCGCGUGCUUUCACACCCGCAGAGUGGACUACCUGCAGAUGUUCACUACAAGCGAGUCACUCCUGGGCAAGUUCUAUCACACUUGGACAAAGUCCACGAGAGAGGCGACAGAGAAGUUCGAGAACAUGUUCUGCUCGCAGUUUGCGGCGCUGAUGGUGAUGGUCUGGGAUGGAUCGCUUCAGAUGAACAGGGACAAGACCAUCACGCCUGUGAACACAUCCGCUGUGCGCAUGCACUUUGCAGGUGCCAGGGAGCUGCUCCCCGGGGACUUCGACCCCGGGGACGUCCUCAGAAUCGAGAACGGCCACUUCGACGAGACGUAUCAACUCCAGAUUCCCUAUGAUCACUACCAGAAGUACGACGAUCUGGCUGCGCGGCAAGAAGCCGAGUCCUUGUUUGUCCGCGGCCAGACGAAGAACGAUCUCAUGCGAACAUGCCUCGCAAAGCUUCCGUCCGUGGAGUAUGUCAACGAGCACUUGCCGACGUUUGCACACAAAAUGCAGGAAUGGUUGCACAAGCACACCUGCGACACAAAGUGUGGAGCAUAUCACAUGGAGCUUCCGGCCAAGACGCUGCCGAGGGAGAAAGAGCCCAGCAGGACUAUCACCACAGGUUCUGUAUGGCCGACUGUGCCGUCGUUGAGGCCGGCAGCGAGUCAUGCUCUCAUCGAGGCAAGGGAUUCAACAAGGUCGCCAAGCAAAUGGUAG
Molecule: messenger RNA, 783 nt
Organism: Symbiodinium natans
Lineage: Eukaryota; Dinophyceae; Suessiales; Symbiodiniaceae
Source: the annotation of a GenBank genome assembly